AAAGUGCGGCGCUUCCUCUAUAUCCUCGCCAAUUCCGCUUUCCUCUCGCAUCGCCUCGUCGCUCCUCCGCUGCAAUUGCAAAUAGCGGCGGCGCGAGCCCUCGAAACCCAGAAGCGCGACUGCAAACGGAGCUGCCAAUUCCCCAGACCCCCGAAUCCCCACCAACCCCUAACUCCGUCUCCAAUCGCGCGCCUCCUAACCCUAGCCGUCCCCAUGGCGGCGGCGCGGCCGUGAGGGGGGCCGUACGGAUCGUGCGGGAGAUGGAGGGCGGUGUCGCAGCGGCUGCCGCUGCCGCCGCUGCUGCUGCCGCGGCCGCGCUGUCCCCGCCGGUGGCUUCGGUUCCGGCGGCGGCGCACGCGACGGCGGGCAACGGCGGGGCGGUGGCCGCGCCGCCGCCGCCGCCGUUCCUGAUGAAGACGUACGAGAUGGUCGACGACCCGGCCACGGACGACGUUGUGUCCUGGGGUCCCGGGAACAACAGCUUCGUCGUCUGGAACACGCCCGAGUUCGCAAGGGACCUCCUCCCCAAGUACUUCAAGCACAGCAACUUCUCCUCCUUUGUCAGGCAGCUCAACACUUACGGGUUUAGAAAGGUUGAUCCAGAUAGAUGGGAAUUUGCAAAUGAGGGUUUUUUGAGAGGACAAAAACAUCUACUGAAGACCAUCAACAGAAGGAAACCAUCGUUACAGGGGAACACCCAACCACAGCAGCCCCAGCUGCAGAGUGCUCCUUUGCCUGCUUGUGUAGAGGUGGGUAAGUUUGGGUUGGAGGAAGAGAUCGAACGGCUUAAAAGGGAUAAAAAUGUUCUAAUGCAAGAGCUUGUCAGGCUGAGACAGCAACAGCAGACAACUGACCAUCAGCUGCAGACUUUGGGCAAGCGUCUUCAGGGGAUGGAGUCACGGCAACAACAAAUGAUGUCUUUCCUGGCUAAAGCAAUGAAAAGUCCUGGUUUCCUAGCACAGUUUGUACAGCAAAACGAGAAUAGCAGAAGAAGAAUAGCCGCCGUGAACAAAAAAAGGAGGCUACCUAAGCAAGAUGGUGGCCUAGACUCUGAAAGUGCUUCAGUGGAUGGCCAAAUUAUCAAGUAUCAGCCUAUGAUCAACGAAGCCGCCAAAGCAAUGCUAAGGAAGAUCCUAAAGCUAGAUGCUUCACAUAGAUUUGAAUCUGUGGGCAAUUCAGAUAAUUUUCUACUGGAGAAUUAUUUGCCAACUGCCCAAGGUUUUGACAGCUCUUCAUCAACUGGGAAUUCCGGGGUCACCCUUGCAGAGGUUCCAGCUAACUCAGGUUUGCCAUAUAUCGCUGCCAGCGCUGGACUUUCAUCUAUUUGUUCGCCUUCAACGACUCCCGGAAUCCAUUGCCCAGCUGUGUUGGACAACAACUCAUCCAAACAACUUCCUAACAUGAGUGUUGUCCCUCCUGUUCCAAAGCCUAUGGCACCAGGCCCAUGUGGUAUCACUAUUCCGGAAUUCCCAGAUCUGCAAGACAUAGUAACUGAAGACUCUGUUAACAUUCCUGGAGGGAGCUUUGAAAUGCCUGGCCCUGAGGGUGUAUUCCCCCUGCCCGAAGAGGUUGAUGACAGUGUCCCCAUAGAGACUGAUGAAAUUUUGUACAACGAUGACACUCAGAAACUUCCAGGCAUCAUCGAUUCCUUCUGGGAGCAGUUUCUGGUAGCUAGCCCUCUGUCUGUUGAUAAUGAUGAAGUUGAUUCAGGUGUACUGGAAACACCACAAGAGAAUGGAUGGAACAAAGUGGAUAAUUUGGCUAAUCUUACAGAGCAAAUGGGCCUUCUGUCAUCAAAUCACAGGGUGUGAGAUGUAAUCGUGCACCUCCAUAGCUACCCUAUCUUAAGCAGUUAAACUAGCCUGAGACUCUGGUAAUAAGCUUCCACAGCACCCCCCUACCCUUUUUUAAUGAUAUUCCCUUUGCUCAAACCAUACUGAAUUAUCCACCACUCAACCUAUAUGCGGUCUUCCACCUAUAUGUAUCCAUCUUGGCAUGUUCCGGGAAUUCACCUGCUUGUAUUUAGGUUUGGCAGGCUUGAGAGCAGAACGAUGUAACAUGUCAAAUCUGUAUGGUUACUUGUAUUGUAGUUGCUGAUAUUGUUUUUUCGUGCUCUGCUAUCUGGUUGCACCUGACUUCGGGCAGGGGCACUACUGCUACUGUCUUUUUCAUCCAGAGGCUAGUAGUAUUGACUUGUGACUGAUUUUGCA
Messenger RNA from Phragmites australis (common reed), 2210 nucleotides. Its product is annotated as heat stress transcription factor A-1-like. The transcript has 2 exons. Gene Ontology annotation, cellular component: nucleus. The coding region runs from base 261 to 1811 and encodes 516 amino acids. Lineage: Eukaryota; Viridiplantae; Streptophyta; Magnoliopsida; Poales; Poaceae. The record is from RefSeq and is a predicted model, not a curated record. Gene Ontology annotation, biological process: regulation of transcription by RNA polymerase II. Gene Ontology annotation, molecular function: RNA polymerase II cis-regulatory region sequence-specific DNA binding; DNA-binding transcription factor activity.